This is a messenger RNA of Aureococcus anophagefferens, 618 nucleotides long. RefSeq lists its product as hypothetical. Lineage: Eukaryota; Pelagophyceae; Pelagomonadales; Pelagomonadaceae. The record is from RefSeq and is a predicted model, not a curated record. The transcript has a single exon. Bases 1 to 618 code for a protein of 205 amino acids.
AUGGCCAAGGCGGAGAGAGCCGCCGAGCUCCCACCAGCCGAGGGCGCCGCCGCGCUGGCCGAGUCGGAGAGCGCCGCCGAGCUCCCACCCGCCGAUGACGCCGCAGCUCCUGAGCUCCCGCCUCUCGAAGCGGACGACGGCUACGACGACGGCUACGACGACGACGAGGAGGACGACUUCUUCGCGCCGCCGGCGGAGGACGCGCCCGUGAAGAGCAGGAAGCGCAAGCUCGAGGAGGCCAUCGCCGCGCAGCACGUGUCGGCGCACAGCCUCGAGCGCGACUACAAAGAGACGGCGCCCCCGCCGCCCGCGGAGGCGGACGCGCCGCCGGAGCCGACGCCCGAGGCCGAGCUCGCGGCCGCGGACGCCGCGGGCGAGGUCGCGCGCAUCCAGGCCGAGCUCGCGCGCGACUACCCCGGCCGCCACCAGAAGCCGAAGCCCGCGCCCGGCGUCGACAAGCGGUCCAUCGCCCCCGGCCAGAAGGACCGCAAGGGCAAGCCCGUGACCUUCAACAGCAAGGAGAAGCGGUCGCGCGCGGCGCGCGGCGACAACGACUACGUCCAGGAGGAGAAGCGCAUCCUGCGCCAGGCGACGGACGGCUACGCCAUGGGCUACUGA